CUGCAGCGGUUGCAGUAAAGCGCAGGCGCUCGCUCCGCUCGCGGCCUCGCCCCCUCUCCACUUCACUCCCCCCGUUCCCGUUCCCGUUCCCCUCCCAAAGGCCCCGAAAGCCCCUCCUCUGCUCCGACCAAAUGCGCGAUUAGCGCCGCCCGGCCGCGAGAUCGACGGAGGGGACGGCGCCGGCCGCCGCCAUGCCGUCGGUGCAGGGGGAGCUGGUGCCCCCGUGGCUCAAGUCCCUCCCGCUGGCGCCCGAGUUCCGCCCCACCGCGUCCGAGUUCGCUGACCCCAUCGCCUACCUCCUCAAGAUCGAGCCCGCCGCGGCCCCCUUCGGCAUCUGCAAGGUCGUGCCGCCGCUCCCGCCGCCGCCCAAGCGGACCACGCUCGGCAACCUCUCCCGCUCCUUCGCCGCGCUCCACCCGGGGGACCCCUCGCCGACAUUCCCCACCCGGCACCAGGAGCUCGGCCUCUGCCCGCGCCGCCCGCGCCCGGCUCUCAAGCCCGUCUGGCACUCCCCCCGCCGCUACACUCUCCCGCAGUUCGAGGCCGAGGCCGGGGCCUCGCGGAAGGCCCUGCUCGCGCGCCUCGACGUCCCGCCCUCCAGGCACCUCUCGCCGCUCGACGUCGAGGCACUCUUCUGGCGCUCCUCGGCCGACCGCCCCGUCGCCGUCGAGUACGCCAGCGACAUGCCCGGCUCCGGGUUCGCCCCCUGCGACGCCCGCCCCACGCAGCUGCCCGCCGCGAACGUCGGCGAGACGGCGUGGAACAUGCGCGGCGUCGCCAGGAGCCCCGCAUCGCUGCUGCGGUUCCUGCGGGAGGAGGUGCCCGGGGUCACGUCGCCGAUGCUCUACGUCGCCAUGUUGUUCAGCUGGUUCGCGUGGCACGUCGAGGAUCACGACCUGCACAGCCUCAACUACCUGCAUUCCGGGGCUCCCAAGACGUGGUACGGGGUGCCGCGCGACGCCGCACUCGCGUUCGAGGAUGUCGUGCGCGUCCACGGCUAUGGCGGCGAGGUGAACCCCUUAGAAACGUUUGCAAUGCUGGGUGACAAGACUACGGUGAUGUCCCCUGAAGUGCUCGUGCGUUCUGGGAUCCCCUGCUGCAGAUUAGUGCAGAAUGCAGGGGAGUUCGUGGUCACUUUCCCUGGAUCCUAUCACAGCGGUUUCAGUCACGGAUUCAACUAUGGGGAAGCAUCAAAUAUAGCUACUCCUGAAUGGUUGAGAGCUGCAAAAGAGGCAGCUGUCCGGAGAGCUUCAAUCAAUCGUCCUCCCAUGGUUUCGCACUAUCAAUUGCUCUAUGAACUUGCACUGUCGAUGUGCUUGAGGGAUCCAUCCGGUGGGGCUAUGGAACCACGAAGCUCUAGAUUGAAGGAGAAGAAGAAAGGUGAAGGGGAACAAUUAGUCAAAAAGAUAUUUGUCCGAAAUGUUAUUGAAGACAAUAAACUGCUUAAUCAUUUUCUGAGUGAUGGAUCUUCUUGCAUUAUUCUUCCAACUAGUUCCAAUAAUGGUUCUGCACUAUCAACUUUACUCUCAAAAUCACAGUCAACUACAUCCAGGGUAUCGGAUGUCCAGUGCAGUAGCACAGAAACUCCUAAAGACUCAGGACAUUUACCAAUGAAUGGGGCACUUGGGAAGAAUGGGGAAUUGUCAUCAUCCAAAGAAAUUUCAGCAUCAGUCUGCUCAGGAAAGGAGGUCCCACCUACAGCAUGCAUGCAUGACUGUGUAAACAUGCCUGGCUCAUUAGAUGCAAACAAUGCAGAAAGUGAUAAGGGGGAUGUUAACAAUGCUGAUGGCAUUUUAGAUCAAGGUUUAUUAUCAUGUGUAACAUGUGGGAUUUUGAGUUUUUCAUGUGUGGCUGUGAUCAAACCAAGGGAGUGUGCAGCAAAAUGGUUGAUGUCUGCUGAUUCUAGUUUGAUCAAUAAACAACUUGCUGGUUCUGGAGAAAGUCAUCUGAUAGAUGCAUUACAAGGAUCUGAUUUUGAAAUGAAUCGCAAUAGAAUAAUUUCUGAUGCUGCAUCCCUGGAUAGGAAUUCUGCUCUUGAUCUUUUGGCAUCUGCAUAUGGAGAUGCAUCAGAUUCUGAUGAGGAUGUUCUGAACAAAAAAAUUCAGGCCUCUAAUGUCUCCAAUGAAUUAAUAAGUCACACGAUCGAAUCACCACCCAAUUCUUCAAGUAAUGGUGGUUGUGAUGGGACAAACAUGUCGUCAAGUAGUAAAGAGCGCCAACAAGGACCAUCUUCCCAGAGCUCACAGUGUAUUGGUAACACAAACAAUGGACCAAAAGGUGUUCGUACAAGAAAUAAGUAUCAACUUAAGAUGGUGCUUUCUGAAGGGUUUCUACCAAAAGAUAUUUAUUCAGAAAUGCAAAAGAAGGUCCAAUGUGAACCAUCAAGGUCAAACAUGACUUCAACGGAGCCAAUUCAUGGCACAGAUUGUCAAGCUAGCCGUAACAGUGCUACAGUCUGUAUGGAUGGUAACAGAAGUACUACGACUACGGUGGACAACUUAGCUACAUCGAUUGUGAAACCUGAUAAGGAUUCAUCAAGAAUGCAUGUAUUUUGUCUUGAACAUGCUAUUGAGGUUGAGAAGCAACUUCGAACUAUUGGUGGUGCCCAUAUUUUUCUUUUAUGUCGUCCAGAAUAUCCCAAAAUAGAAGUAGAAGCAAAAUUGCUGGCUGAAGAAAUGGAAGUCAAGUAUGAUUGGAAGGAUAUUGUUUUCAAAGAGGCCAGUAUCGAGGAUAGGAAGAAGAUCCAGGAAGUUGUGCAGGAUGAGGAAACAAUACCGACACAUAGUGAUUGGGCUGUAAAACUGGGCAUUAAUCUUUACUACAGUGCUAAUCUUGCUAAGUCUCCUUUAUACAACAAGCAAUUGCCAUAUAAUAGAGUUAUCUAUAAGGCAUUUGGCUGCAGUUCUCCCAAUAACUCACCAGCGAAGCUGAAGACUUAUGCCAGAAGGCAAGGCAGGGCAAAGAAAAUAGUUUUGGCUGGCAGGUGGUGUGGAAAAGUAUGGAUGUCAAACCAGGUCCAUCCAUUCUUGGCUCACAGAAUUGAAAGUCAUGAGCCAGAAGAAAUAGAUGAAAUAUGGUCAUGUUAUGAGAAAUCUAAUGCUGAUCAUGUUGAACAUUCAAGUAGAGAGGCAACCUCCCCAAGGAAGAGUAGCAGCAGAGCAAUUGAAGAAAAGACAAGCAACAGGGAGAAAGAACCAUUGGAGAAAGCAAGCAUCAAGAAGCCAAAAUAUAUCGAAGAGGAUAAUUCCGAAGCAUUAGAAAGUGCUGAAAAAGCCUCUGCAGGAAAGAGUAACUGCAGAACAAGUGUAGAAAAGAUGGGCAAGAGGAAGAAAGAACUUGCGGAGAAAGCAAAUACUAAGAAGCUAAAACAUACUGAAGAGGACAAUUCCAAGGCACUGACAGGUGCUUCAGAAGCCUCUCCCCCUUUACCAUCUGGGAUGGUAGUCCGUAGCAGCUCCAGAAUUGCCAAUAGGAAAAACAUGCUGAAAUCAAAGAUGGAAGAAGAGGAUAAUGGUCCAGCUAGCCAUCCAAAGGCAAAGGUUGAAGAGGAUAGUAAUGAUCCUGCUAUCUGUUCAAGUGCUAGAUCGCUAAGGCAGAACAUAAAUGUGAAGAAACAAACAAAGAAAAGUAGAGCAGAAAAGCGAAAGGCUCCAAGCUCAGCUGCUCUGAAGGAUGAAGAGCAAAUAUCGGAUGUCAAGGGAUUUUCUGUCACGAAACAGCAGCUGUCUUCACAUAAGCAGAAGAACAAAGUAGAAGAAACGCAGCAAAUGAAGAAAACUAGAGAAAGGAAAGGAGCGCCUCCAAGUUCUCCAAAGCAUGGAGAAGAGUAUGCAUGCGACAUUGAAGGCUGUUCCAUGAGUUUCGGCACAAAACAGGAGCUGUCUCUGCAUAAGCGUGACAUCUGCCCAGUGCAGGGCUGUCGCAGGAAGUUCUUCUCACACAAGUAUCUGCUGCAGCACCGCAAGGUUCACAACGAUGACCGGCCACUGAAAUGCUCAUGGAAGGGCUGCGACAUGGCGUUCAAGUGGCCAUGGGCUAGGACAGAGCACAUGAGGGUGCAUACAGGCGACAGGCCCUAUGUUUGCCCCGAGCCAGAGUGUGGGCAGACAUUUAGGUUCGUCUCUGAUUUCAGCCGCCACAAGCGCAGGACCGGCCAUGCAGCGAAGGUGAAAGCAAAGAAGUGAGGCAAAGCAUCGGUAGCUUACAGUAGUCGUGGAAGGAAUAGGAGAAAGUUUGUACAUUCCGUUAGCACCCAGAGCCCAUGGUGGUCUCUGUUCACAGUUCAAUUAGUUGCUAAUUAAAGGGAUUCUGAUGGAACCACAAUUAGCGUGGUCCCUUGUCGGUAAUUUGGUUAUCAUUGACAAGUUCCCAUAGUCUGCCUUAGCCCCUUUUGAUGUUUGUUGUGUCCGCACUUGGGCUCACUUGAAAUCCAUGGUUAAGGUAACAAGCAUCCC
Setaria italica (foxtail millet) is the source of this 4454-nucleotide messenger RNA. RefSeq names its product lysine-specific demethylase JMJ705. The coding region runs from base 192 to 4184 and encodes 1330 amino acids. The record is from RefSeq and is a predicted model, not a curated record. Gene Ontology annotation, cellular component: nucleus. Gene Ontology annotation, biological process: chromatin remodeling. The transcript is spliced from 7 exons. NCBI's taxonomy places the organism in Eukaryota, Viridiplantae, Streptophyta, Magnoliopsida, Poales, Poaceae. Gene Ontology annotation, molecular function: histone H3K4me/H3K4me2/H3K4me3 demethylase activity.